AUGGCCCUCCACCUCCCCAACAGUAUGCAGGCCACUACAGCCCUGCACCACCACAACCACAGCCUGGUUACGCUUCUAGACCCGGACAAAGCCCUGGUGCAAGUUUUUCUCACAGAGACGGCAGGAAUACCUCCGCCGCAGCAGCAUGGUGCCUACAGUCCUCGGAUGAGCGGACCCCCAGUUCCUCCGUCCGGUUUACAGCAUUUUGGCGCGGGCGCGCCUCAGGGUUAUUCGUUUCAGUAUUCCAACUGUACCGGCCGUAGGAAGGCCCUUUUGAUUGGCAUUAAUUACUUCGGCCAGCGUGGCCAGUUGCGAGGUUGCAUCAACGACGUUCGCAACAUGACGGCCUACUUGGCGGAACACUUUGGCUACAGACGAGAAGACAUGGUGAUUUUGACAGACGAUCAACAGAAUCCUAUGAGUCAACCCACAAAACAAAACAUUCUCCGUGCAAUGCACUGGCUAGUCAAGGAUGCCCGUCCGAACGAUGCGCUAUUUUUUCACUAUUCUGGCCACGGCGGUCAGACAAAGGACUUGGAUGGUGACGAGGCGGACGGCUAUGACGAAGUUAUUUACCCUGUCGACUUUCGACAAACCGGUCACAUUACAGAUGACGAAAUGCACCGAAUCAUGGUUCGGCCGUUGCAAGCCGGCGUGAGACUAACAGCGAUUUUCGAUUCGUGCCACUCUGGAACCGCUCUUGAUUUGCCGUAUAUCUACUCAACCCAGGGCAUUCUCAAGGAACCAAAUCUCGCCAAGGAAGCUGGCCAAGGCCUACUUGGCGUCAUAUCUUCAUACAGCCAAGGCGACUUGGGAGGAGUUGCAAGCAACAUCAUGAGCUUUUUCAAGAAGGCCACCAGCGGAGAAGAUGCAUAUGCUCGUACCCUCGCCACCAAAACUUCUCCUGCUGAUGUCAUCAUGCUGUCCGGUAGUAAAGAUGACCAGACAUCGUGGGUCUACCUGUUUCUUUUUGCAUUCCCCCAUGCCCUGCAGAUAGCUGCCUGGUUUCCUUUUGACGGGAUAAGGAUGCAGUUAGCUGCAUCUCGCUCACCUCCGCCACCGCCACCACACGAAGCGACGCGCGGGGACUAG
This is a messenger RNA of Metarhizium acridum CQMa 102, 1092 nucleotides long. Lineage: Eukaryota; Fungi; Ascomycota; Sordariomycetes; Hypocreales; Clavicipitaceae. The record is from RefSeq and is a predicted model, not a curated record.